Acanthoscelides obtectus is the source of this 667-nucleotide messenger RNA. NCBI's taxonomy places the organism in Eukaryota, Metazoa, Arthropoda, Insecta, Coleoptera, Chrysomelidae. The record is from the annotation of a GenBank genome assembly.
UUAAGGUGCGUAUACAUAUGCGAGCCGAGCGGUUCGCGAGCCGCUUGUGAGCCGCUCGAUGGUGGUUCGUUGAAAUGAUUUUUUCCGCGAACCUCCAGCGAUCCACAGAUUCAGCGCACCAAACGCAAACAAACAUCGCAGUCGACAAAUACAGUAUGGCUUCGCGAAACGAAAAUUAUACUAUUUUAGUGAUGAGUGCUGCAGUUUUAGUAAUAGCUGAUGUAAAUAAAAAAAAAGAGAAGACAACAACGUUGGUGGCGUACUAAUUUAUUCAAGAAACGUAGUGGUACGGGAAUUUUAAUGGACCUAAAGUCGCAAGAAAGAAGCGGACAGUAUAAAAAUUUCACUCGAAUCACACCUACUGACUUUGAGAAUCUGCUGCAAAGGAUUGGACCCCAUAUUUCAAAACAGGAGACUUAUUUUCGUACUCCAAUCUCUGCCCAAGAUAGGUUAGCCGUAACACUUCGGUUUCUUGCCACGGGAGAUUCAUAUACUAGCCUUCAGUAUCUAUUCAGAAUUUCCAAGCAGUCGAUUGGGCGUGUAGUACCCCAAGUUUGUGCUGCACUAAUUAAGGAAUUGCAGGGAUAUAUCAAGAUAACAACAUUAAUAUAUAAAUUAAAGGCCUGUGUGUAAUUCAAAAAUAUAUUUUUCUUCACUUUAAAGUAAU